Messenger RNA from Drosophila yakuba, 3658 nucleotides. It is a transcript of the gene dar1, whose product is annotated as dendritic arbor reduction protein 1. Gene Ontology annotation, biological process: regulation of transcription by RNA polymerase II. The transcript has 6 exons. The record is from RefSeq and is a predicted model, not a curated record. Gene Ontology annotation, molecular function: DNA-binding transcription factor activity, RNA polymerase II-specific; RNA polymerase II cis-regulatory region sequence-specific DNA binding. NCBI's taxonomy places the organism in Eukaryota, Metazoa, Arthropoda, Insecta, Diptera, Drosophilidae. The coding region runs from base 780 to 3110 and encodes 776 amino acids.
AACUCGGUUCCCGCCAGCGCAGUAACAACUUCGCCGACGAGCGCGUGAAUUGCCCAAAAAAUAUCCACUUAAACAAUACAGAAAAUAAGUUAUAAAUUAAUAACCGCAAGUGCCUUACCAUUAUCUGUAGAAUAUCGCAACGAAUUUACUGCCCAUAUAUACACGAUAUCGACAGGAACACGAGAUACAGAUACAAAUAAGAUACAAGCCGAAGCUGAUCGAAUGCGGAAGUGAGCAAAAGCCGGCGGCUUUUUUAUUAAGUUUUUGCAAUUAACGCAAAGGAUACAAAGCAAAAAAAAAAAAAAAAGAAAAUCAGUGUGCAAACAAAGGGAAACAAAAGAGUGAGAGAAAGUGAUCGAGUGCCUUCAUUUGCAUAUCCUUGCAAAAUUUAAUUCGUUUAACAAAAUUAACAAAAAGCAAUUGAAUAAUAAGAAAACGUGCCGCAAUGUCUGUCGCUCGCAGUGCCAUGUCAAGCAGAAGUAUUAUUAUUCAAUAAUAAUCCCGAAAUCUUAUACGUUUCCAAAUAAGAUUUUGAAUUCGCAUCCGAAAUUGAUUAAUCACUGUGCCUUGAACUGAUCGUGACUCGUGAGUCAGAGCAGCGCCAUUUAAUUGUCCGCAAACACAAACGCAAAGUACGGAGCCCAGUUGCAAAUUGUCGGGUUAAAUAUUGGUAGAAUAUCGGUAGAAUCGCCAGAAUCGGUGGCAUCCCCUCCCCCCGCCAGGCAUUACCCCUGGUCACCAGUCGAGUGAAGAAGCUUCAUGCGAAAAACGCCGCUUAAAUGCAUACGGAUAUCAUAAUUGGUGAUCAGUUUGCCGCCAACAAUAACUACUGGGUGAUGCAGUCCCCGGAACUGGACUAUCGGCACGAGCUGAUGGGUCGUCUGCAUAAAAUCGAGCCCGCCGAUGUUGAGCUUGAGGUUCUGGCAGCGGCCGCUGCAGCCGCGAAUAACAACAACAACAACAAUACCAGCAGCAAUAACAACCACAGCAGCAACAGCAGCAGCAACAACAGCAACGGCAGCCAAACACCCACCGGCAACAACAGCAACAGCAACAACAGCUUGGCAACCGGCGGCCAUCAGCAUCAUCAGUUCCACCACCACCUGCACCACCAUCACUCCCAUCAGCACCACCACCAGCACCAUCAUCUGCACCAGCACCACUCGCACAGCCUCCAAAGUGGCGAAAGUGGUGCAUCGGAGGCGUGGCCCCACCUCACCGCCCCCUCGUACGCCAGCGAUGUUGCACAUGCGCAGCAGCAGCAACUUCAGCCCGCCGGAUCCCCGAAUUCCAACUCAAACGGAGCCUACGGCUGUGCACCACUCUACGAUGGAGCGCCCUACGAAGUGGCACUCGGCUAUGGUGGUGCGGUGGUUGCGUCAACCGGUGGUGCGACUUCCAGCGACAAGGAGUAUCUAUAUGAAACCAAAAACAAAGAGGCUCUCUACGCCGAUCCGCUGGACGAUCCCUACCAGCGACCCGUGCUCUGGGACGAUAUUACAACCUCAAUACAAAAUAUCGAUCCGGAGAACGCGCUCAUGCUGAGCAGCACUGGCAGCAGCAACAACAAUGGCAGCAGCAACAGCGGCAACAGUGGCAACAGCAGCAGCAACACGGCCGAAUCUGCAACAUCGCAGCUGCCGCAGGUCAAGAUGGAGGCGAUCGAUGAGAGCCUGCUCGAGACAUUCUCGACCCCAUUGCUCAGUCCCCUGGAGAUAAAGACCGAGAAGCAGCAGCGACAACAGCAGCACCACCACCAACACCAGCACCAGCAGCAGCAACAACAGCAGCAACAGCAGCAACACCAGCAGCAACAUCAGCAGCAAUACCAGCAGCAACACUAUCAGCAACAUUAUCAGCAGCAGCAGCACUUGUACCAGCAUCAUCCCAGCCUGGCGCUGCCUGGUAGUUUGCCACCCGCUGUCGAGGUGGUGGAGUUGCAACUGCAGCAACAGCAGCAUCAGCAGCAGCAGCAGCAACAUCUGCAGCACAACAACAGCAGUAGCAGCAGCAGCAGCCCCAAGCUGGCGACCCCCGGCGACAGCAGCGGCAACACCUCCUCCUAUCAGCAACAGUACGCAUCUCAAUUGGUCUCCGGAUCGGGCGGCGGCUAUCUCAACGGUAGCAGCGGCAACUCCUACGGCUACAGCUGGCACAGCAGUCAGUCUUUCCACACCAAAUACCAAAUACACCCGCCAUCAGCCGCCGCUUCAGCCACCGCCUCCGCCACUGCCACGCCCACAGCUCAACUCGGUGCUCAACAGCAACAACAUCAGCAGCAGCAGCAGCAGCAGCUGCAGCAGUUGUGUCCCCCCGCGGCGCCCAGCACUCCCUCGGCCUCCUCCUCGUCCAUUUCCUCGUCCUCCGCCUCCUCCGCCAGUCGCCAUAUGUUCUUGCCACCUUUGACCCCGCCCAGUUCGGAUCCCGGCAGUCCUGGCAGCUCGAUGGUGGCCGCAGCAGCUGCCGCAGCCGCCCAACGCCGCACCACCCCACCGCCGCCCUAUCAGCAAGGUCAUGUGCUGGGCCACCUCAACCCGCCGCCCACGCUGCAACUUUUGGGUGGUGCAGCCACAGGCAGCAACAGCAGUUGCACCACCACUCUGACCACCUUAACACCCGCCAGUGCCAUUCAGCAGCAGCAGCAGCAGCAGCAGCAACAAUCACAGCAGCAACAGGUGCCACAGCAACAGCCACCGCCCACCCCCCGCUCCUCGGGGGGCGGGAGGCGUGGCCGGCACUCGCACCACCAACCGGGAACGGCGGCUCACAUCGCCAGUUUGAUGAGCGUGCGAACGGUGCGUUACAACCGCCGCAAUAAUCCCGAGCUGGAAAAGCGGCGCAUACACCACUGUGAUUUCGUUGGUUGUUCCAAGGUGUACACAAAGAGCUCUCAUCUGAAGGCCCAUCAAAGGAUACACACGGGUGAGAAGCCGUACACCUGCCAGUGGCCGGAAUGCGAGUGGAGAUUCGCCAGGUCCGACGAGCUAACCAGGCACUACCGGAAGCACACGGGAGCCAAACCCUUCAAGUGCAUCGUGUGCGAGAGGAGCUUUGCGAGGAGCGAUCACCUGGCGCUGCACAUGAAGCGCCACUUGCCCAAGAACAAAUGAGGAAGGCGCAGGGUCGGGGGCCCAGCUGCAGAAUUGCAAAUUGAACUAUACCACAAUCCAAAGGACUUUAGCGUAGAUAAAAUGAAUUCGUUUAGUUGAAAGGUUAACUACUAGAUGGUACGCACUCUACUCUAGGAACAGCUAACCAAUUGGGAGUGGGGAGUACACCGUUUACUGCCCACUCGAUUAACUCAAACGCAAAGUAGGCUAAGUAAAUGAAAUUACCACCUGCUUGACGAACAUCAUCCUACUGUACCAACUAACCUGCACUAUAAGGCAAAUAUACCCUCGGCACCACAAUCACAAAUGAAACUAGGCUAAAUUAGGAUUACGUUAUUGUGUAUAAACAUGAACUUCUUUGCAUAUAGAACAGUAGAUCUACAAUAGAUGUUUAAUCAGAGUUCGCAACAUAGGUGGGUUAAGUAGACGUAGUCCCAUGUAUUCUAUUUGUAUAUCACUAUCGUAUGUAUCUUAGUGUCGUAAACCGUUUAAAAACCACCAAAAAGUGCUGGCACAAAAACAUCCAAUAAAUUUAUUUGAAAAACCAA